This is a messenger RNA of Blastomyces gilchristii SLH14081, 3983 nucleotides long. RefSeq names its product mRNA capping nucleoside-triphosphatase. Gene Ontology annotation, molecular function: polynucleotide 5'-phosphatase activity. Gene Ontology annotation, biological process: 7-methylguanosine mRNA capping; polynucleotide 5' dephosphorylation. NCBI's taxonomy places the organism in Eukaryota, Fungi, Ascomycota, Eurotiomycetes, Onygenales, Ajellomycetaceae. The record is from RefSeq and is a predicted model, not a curated record. Gene Ontology annotation, cellular component: mRNA capping enzyme complex. The coding region runs from base 401 to 2815 and encodes 804 amino acids. The transcript has 4 exons.
UGACAAUGGAUGAUAGGCACUGAAUAACAUGGAUGUGUCUCUGGAUACCUGCUCAUAAUAUAUUUAUAUUGGUAGUUCGGCGCGUUGGCUCCUGAUCCUCUCGAUCACGUUAUUUUUGCACCUAUUGGAUUUCUCUCCAUCGCAGACUUCCCAAAGGGGAAAUUCUCUAAGCGUCUUGAACCUCACGUUUCGCUCCGACUGCUCGCCAACCACCCUCGUCUCCCCACGCGCUACAUCUGACACGCCCUGAUCUCCCGUUCGCCUUCUCGCGCUUUUUUCCUCAUCAACCACGACUAGCUGCCAUCGUGUCGAUGGAUUGUAUGCCUUAGGACGGCCAGAGCUGGACCUGUGUGGCCUUUAAGUUGUGGCUUUGUUCAGCCAGCCGUCCGCUGCCGUGAUCAUGGACUUGCGCACCAUCAUCAACAACGACGCCGCUGCUGGUGGUGUUCAGAGAGCUUCCGCUGCCCAACCCCCGCCGCCUUCUCCUCAACAGCCCCAGGGCCACGAUCUGGAUUCGCUUCACCCUACGAAAAAGCACGAUGAUGUUUCGCCAGCAUCCUACCACACAACCCAACAGCCUCAGCAAACCCCCGAGUUCCGCACGAGACCGCCGCAACCUCCCCCCCUCCAACCCCCUCUACACUCUCCCGGUGGAUCUUCGUCGUAUGGAUCCGCUCACUCACCAUAUCAACAUACGUCGGCGUCUACGUUGAGCAGCGGCGGCCCACAGUCCCAGGGCGCGCACCCGGUGCCCCAUGCCCUGCAGACCUACCACCCUGUUUCGCGCGACAACUUCCCCCCCAAUUCCGCCAGUUCUGCCUACAAUCAAUCUGCAGGGCCACUAUCUUCUCCAUAUACCCCUCAAGCUAUGAGCGCGGGGACCCCGCAAUCAUAUUUCUCGCAACAACGCUCACAAUCUGCUCAUUCUAUUCAAACCCCCACCUCCGCUCAUAGCUACUCUUAUCCGCACCGUGAAAGUAUUGGAGCUCCGCAACAGCAGCCCAUUCAGCAACAUCAACAGUCAUUCUCCCCCAAUCAACAACGCUCCCACCCAGGAACACCCCUUGGUCCCCCCCCAACGUCCUUUUCCCGCCCUUCGCCGCAUCAACCACGACCGCCUUCCGCUGGUUUUGAUUCUCAACAACAGCGCUCCCUUUCCGGUUCCUGGGGUAGCCAAGAUGUUCAGUUACGGAAUAAGAGAGAUGUAGGAUCCCCAAUUGCACAGACUACAGUUGCGCGGCAAGACUCAGGGCUUGGUGGCGAGAAUCAGAGGCGUUAUUCAGUGGGAACCGAGGAGAGGAGUACUCCUCAACCGUAUCGAAAGGACGCCAACGACGCUACAUGGGAAAACAACAGCAAUAGUGCCGUUCAUUUCCCUGGGCAUCCACAUGACGCCAGUGAUACAAUACCGUCACAAUACCCUCCUUCCACACCGAGAACACCACAACCAGCGAACACUAGUCGACCACCAACAACGUCUCCACCUACCAGACGACUACGACAAAGUGAACCUCCCGCCUCAAAUAUGAGCGGUCAAAGCCAAUUAGUAGUGAAAGAAGAUGCCCCUAUUAACAGGUCUAUGCUACCAUCUGGCAUUUCCAAGAAGAAGCGAAGGCGUUAUGAUGAACCUCCGAUCUACGCACGCAAAGCUCCCCGAACUAGUGGUAAUCCUCCACCAAUACCCACCGGUCAUUAUGUUCCUCCCUUUAAACGCGCUAUUGCGAAGCAGGAACCUCAGGCCGACAGGGUUGUUUCGAGAACUCGUUCCCUUCCACCGCCUCCGCCGCAUCCAAUUGCUGAGGCCCCAAACGGCGAAACCACGACAAAUGGGAAUCUUCCUGCCCGACCUCCGCCCGUAGACCAAACCGCCACCUCACUAGGUCCCUGGGAACCGUCCAUUACUGGGCUAAUACCCCACGAAGAAGUCACAAAAUUGAUCUGCGACUUCUUGUUCCAACAGGUUGUUAUGAGAAGAGAUAUUGGAGCAGGGCCCGCUGGAGGAUCAGCUAUAGGACAAGGCGCUGUUCUCGAAGUUGAAGCUAAGCUGGGCAUGCUCGUUGACAGAAAUCGUGGAGAACGUGUUCGGAUACCAGCUCUUACAGAGUGUAUUCUUGCCAAAGAUGAUCCAAGUAUACGAGUUGGUUUUGAAAGCUCAAUGUCUUUGGCCCAACACCGAGCCCUAAACGAUUUCCUCAACGACAUUGUGAAAUCCUCAAUAUCUCAACCGGGCGCCCGCAUUCCAUUAACCUACGCUCACAAAAAAGAACGAGAUACGUUCUACGAAAUCUCAUCCUCCGCCCUCCCGCCCAUAAUCCAACACCAUCUCAAUCCUCGGCACAAGCCUAAAGUCCGCGUGACAACGGACCAGCGAACAGGCGCCGUACUAGCUCGCAUCAUCAAAUGCCGCAUCGCGGAUCUAGAUGUGUAUAGCCCGAGAACUUGUCUUGAUUGGCGAAUAAGCGUCAACCUUGAAAUGAACUACGAAGGCGAUAUUGGCGAGCUCAAUUUGCCGAGUGAACCGAGCUCAUUGAGCGGGCCUGGGGCUCCUCGAGGUGGUGCAAGAAGCAAAGAUCGCAUGAGUUAUAGACAUUUGGCUUAUCAAAUUGACUUGACUCAGGUUGCUACUUCAGAGGACGGCUCCAAUAAUCCCCAGUCAGACUUCGAGCACGAGCUUGAAAUCGAGAUCUCCUCCGCCGAAGUCCGGCGCCAGGGUGACCUAGCGCUUGCGGGGGAUCCGAAAAACCAGUACGAGGAACUUAUCAAAGGGUUUGUAGAUAAUAUACGGGUACUGGCGAGAGCGGUUCCGGGACGUUAAAAGAAGAUCUCAUAAAAUUGGGUUAGGGGCUUUUCUCUGUUCUUCAUUCUUUUCCCUCUUCCUAUUCUUCUUUUUUCCUCGAACCUGCCUUACUUAUUUAUUUACAUAUAACUUAUCUAUCCACCUACCUACCUACCUAUAUACAAAGGAAUAAUUUAUUUUACUACUGGCACCUCUCUCCUUUUCCCCUGGGAUUGUAAAUUUUUACUCUUUCCAUCUGCCCCACAUCAUGUUCAAUGCAUCAUAUAUAUUUUUCAAGAUUUUGCUACUUGGGUGUUUUGCUACCCGUCAUGGUCUUUCUUCGGUAUGAUUCGCUACUCUCAAUAUCUAGCUCUCAAAUGGCGAAUGGUUGUUUUUUUGUUUUUUUUUUAUCUUCAUUUCUUUCUCAAUUGCUCGUCCCAUUUCCCCUCUUCUCAUCGAAGUUCUAGGCUUUACUAUUAAUCAUCGUAUUCCCCUCCUUUUUAAUGCUCUCCCCUUCUUCUCUCUUUCCUUCAUAAAAACCAAAAGAAAACAAAGAAGAAAAAAAUGUGGAGAUUUGUAUCCACAUACCAUCCGUUACAUCAAUCACCCACCCUUUCUAAAUACCUACGUUUUACAUUGCAAUUCAUUUUGUAAUUACUACACUCUCCCCCCAUACACUCAAAUGAGUUAAGUGGAAAAACAUACGAUGAGGGAAAAAAAAAAAAAAAAAAAAAAAAAAAAAAAAAAAAAAAAAAAAAAAAAAAAAAAAAAAGGAACAAAAAGAAAUAUCCAAAAAAUUUUCAAGCAAGCCAAAGGAGUUGAUUGGGAGAAAAAAUAAAUGCAUGCUUCGAGAAGCAUACAUGUGUAUAUACAAAUGAUAUCGGAUAAAGUCAUAAGAUCCACGAAGAGAGGUUAGCUGGGCGAAAUGACAACGAAGUAAGGGAAUGGGGGAAUAGUGAAGAUAAAAACGCGAAGACAAAGGAGGGGGCAUCGAAAUGGAGUAGAGUAGAGGUGAAGAGAAGAGGUGAAGGGGGAAGAGGGUAAAAAUAAAAAGAACCAGGAACCCAGAAAAAGAAUGUAAAAUCAUUUGCAUCAUAACGUCAGUCCCUAAACGCCUAUUGAAGCACAGACACAGAUUACCCUCCGUUUUUGCUUCUGCCUCAUUCCUCAUCUACCCCCCACCACCCACGGCGGCGCCAGCGAUAAC